AUGACUGGGCGUAUUAUCCGACGGAGCAAUGAUCUUGUCAUUGUUGCGUCCGAAUGGCCGGCCAGAAACGGUUGGGAGUCAUUUGAGAAACACGCCACAUGCUCCGUUAUCAUCGAGUACAAGGAUAUCGUAUCUAAGCCUGUGGUACCUAUAAAUGGUAACAGCGAGCACCGCAUGAAUAUGAAGUGCCUCAACACCGCAAUGAAUCCGUAUACUGCUUCACUCUUCUGCAUGCGCAAGUCUAUGGAAUUCCGUAUCAUCUACGACUACCGCGACAUAGUUCGACAGGGUGUGCUGAUGGAGGAUGUUUUCGACAGCAUUGCUGGUGAGUACUGCAUGGACCCGAUGUCUGUGUAUACCAAGUGUGAAUAA
This is a messenger RNA of Peronospora farinosa, 372 nucleotides long. The record is from the annotation of a GenBank genome assembly. NCBI's taxonomy places the organism in Eukaryota, Oomycota, Peronosporomycetes, Peronosporales, Peronosporaceae.